AUGAACCUUAUUAGAAACACAUUUGAGAGUGAGCUUCGAGUCGACUACUUUGACAUGGCAGAUAUUGGAUUAAUUGGCUUGGCUGUUAUGGGCCAAAAUUUAGCUUUAAAUAUUGCUGACAAGGGAUUUACUAUUUCGGUUUAUAAUAGAACCUAUUCAAAGACAGAAGACACUGUCCAAAGAGCCAAAGAUGAAGGAAAAGGUGCCUAUCAACUUCAUGGAUAUAAAACCAUCGAAGAAUUUGUGAACAGUCUUGCUAAACCUCGCAAGAUUAUUAUGCUUGUUCAAGCAGGUAAUCCAGUAGAUUCGACUAUUGAAUUGUUGACUCCACUCUUGGACAAGGGAGACAUUAUCAUUGAUGGUGGUAAUGAAUGGUUCUUGAACACUGAAAGACGUGCCAAGAAAGCCGAAGAAUAUGGAAUUUUAUAUAUGGGAAUGGGAGUGAGCGGUGGUGAAGAAGGAGCUCGUCACGGUCCCUCUCUCAUGCCUGGAGGUCCUUUGGAAGCCUACAAUCAUGUGAAGCACAUCUUGGAAAAGAUUGCUGCCCCAUUAGAAAAUGAACCUUCUUGUGUCACAUAUAUUGGGGAACGAGGAUCUGGCAACUAUGUGAAAAUGGUUCACAACGGAAUUGAAUAUGGUGACAUGGAGCUUAUUGCUGAAGUUUAUGACAUGAUGAAGCAUGUUGGUAAAUUGACCAAUGAAGAAAUUGCUGAGGCUUUUUCUGAAUGGAAUAAUUCCGAAUUGAAGAGCUAUCUCAUUGAAAUUACAAGCAAGAUUUUCAAGAAGAAGGACGAUCAAGGAGAGGGCUAUCUUGUUGACAAAAUUGUCGAUAUUAGUGGUAGUAAGGGAACUGGUAAAUGGACAGUGCAAGAAGGAGCCGAGAGAGGAAUUGCCAUUCCAACCAUGGCUUCUGCACUCGAUGCACGUUAUAUUUCUUCAUUGCGAGAUCAACGAUUGCAAGCUGAAAAGCAAUUAACUGGACCAACACCAAACGAUCUUACAGAGACUAUUGACAAGAAGGUUUUGAUUAAGCAAUUGAAGGAUGCUCUCUAUUGUUCAAAGAUUUGCUCCUACACACAAGGAAUGAACUUGAUUGCUGAAGCUUCCAAGCAAUAUGGAUGGAAUCUGAAACUUGGUUCAAUUGCUCGUAUCUGGAAGGGUGGUUGUAUCAUUAGAGCCAUCUUCUUGGAUCGUAUUAAGAAUGCCUAUGAUCUCAAUCCUAAUUUACCAAGUUUACUCUUAGAUCCAGAUUUCAAUAAGGAAAUUGCUGAGAGGCAAGCUUCAUGGAGAAAGGUCAUUCAAUUGGCAAUCAAUGCAGGAAUUCCAACACCUGCUCUUUCCUCAAGCUUGGCUUACUAUGACUCUUACCGAAGGGGUCGUUUACCUGCAAAUUUGAUUCAAGCUCAAAGAGACUUUUUCGGAGCUCACACCUUCGAGAGACUUGACAUGCAAGGAAAAUUCCAUGCCAAAUGGGAGGAACAAUAA
Naegleria fowleri is the source of this 1485-nucleotide messenger RNA. RefSeq lists its product as uncharacterized. Gene Ontology annotation, molecular function: NADP binding; phosphogluconate dehydrogenase (decarboxylating) activity. The transcript has 4 exons. The coding region runs from base 1 to 1485 and encodes 494 amino acids. Gene Ontology annotation, biological process: pentose-phosphate shunt, oxidative branch; pentose-phosphate shunt. Gene Ontology annotation, cellular component: cytosol. The record is from RefSeq and is a predicted model, not a curated record. Lineage: Eukaryota; Heterolobosea; Eutetramitea; Acrasida; Naegleriidae.